Homo sapiens (human) is the source of this 5555-nucleotide messenger RNA. RefSeq names its product Cdc42 guanine nucleotide exchange factor 9 (gene ARHGEF9). The record is from RefSeq and is marked reviewed. Lineage: Eukaryota; Metazoa; Chordata; Mammalia; Primates; Hominidae. The transcript has 11 exons. Gene Ontology annotation, cellular component: postsynaptic density; cytoplasm; cytosol. Gene Ontology annotation, molecular function: guanyl-nucleotide exchange factor activity. Gene Ontology annotation, biological process: regulation of small GTPase mediated signal transduction. The coding region runs from base 1250 to 2494 and encodes 414 amino acids.
GAUGGGGAGAGAAGAGGGAUAGGGCCAGCAAGGCAGGGAUCGAACGAGUGUCUGGCAGCCGGGAGCCCAGCGAAGAGAGCGAGCAAGCUUAGGAAAACGAGCGAAGUAAAGGGAGUAGGGGAGACUGAGACUGACCGGUAGCCAGGCAGGCGGACGGACGCACGCCCGGACAGACUGAGCAGGCGCCGGAGAACCACUCACAGGUUCCCCCCGCCUUUCCCUUUGAAAGCUAGGAUUUUGCCUUUCCCGUGGCGCCCGAGAGAGAAUGCUGGACUCUGCCGACUUCAGCGCAAGCUAAGAUUUCUCAGCUAGGGACAAACGAUCAGCCCAAUCCUGAGAAGGGGGGAACCAAGCACCCCGUCCCCAUCCCCCUCCCCUCCCCCGACUAAACUCGGGCGCCAAACCCAGCCCUUCUCUAACCACCCUACUUCCUCCUCUCCUUUCUAGCAUGGUGGCUGUAUGGACAGUCUGACAGAACAGAGACUGACAUCUCCCAAUCUGCCGGCCCCCCACCUGGAACACUACAGUGUUCUGCAUUGCACCAUGACCCUGGAUGUGCAAACUGUAGUCGUUUUUGCCGUGAUUGUAGUCCUCCUGCUUGUCAAUGUCAUACUCAUGUUUUUCCUGGGAACGCGCUGAAUGGAGUCCAGCCACCUGAGCUGUCGCGAACUCUCGCUUUGAUUUCAUCCCGAGAGCCACCGAGAAAAAAAAAAAAUCACAGACAGAGACAGGGAAAGAGAGAGAAAGAACAAGCUUUCUUACUCAGGGGGGAAAACGUUUUGAGCUUCAACAUGGCCUCGCUGUGAUAUGUAUGACCUGAUCACUGGAGAUUCCAUCGUUAGUGCUGAGGCAGUAUGGGAUCACGUCACCAUGGCCAACCGGGAGUUGGCAUUUAAAGCUGGCGACGUCAUCAAAGUCUUGGAUGCUUCCAACAAGGAUUGGUGGUGGGGCCAGAUCGACGAUGAGGAGGGAUGGUUUCCUGCCAGCUUUGUGAGGUCAGAGUCUGCAAAUGCCAUCUGUGUCCCAUCUCAUCUUUGCUGGUUAAAGAAUCAGUCCCAGGGAUAGUCAGAAAAAGCGUAUCAAUAACCACAGACCUUCAGGACUAAUGUGAGGCCCUGUACGCAUACAGCUGCUCUGGGUGAACCAGGAGGAUGAGGUGGAGGAGGGGCCCAGCGAUGUGCAGAACGGACACCUGGACCCCAAUUCAGACUGCCUCUGUCUGGGGCGGCCACUACAGAACCGGGACCAGAUGCGGGCCAAUGUCAUCAAUGAGAUAAUGAGCACUGAGCGUCACUACAUCAAGCACCUCAAGGAUAUUUGUGAGGGCUAUCUGAAGCAGUGCCGGAAGAGAAGGGACAUGUUCAGUGACGAGCAACUGAAGGUAAUCUUUGGGAACAUUGAAGAUAUCUACAGAUUUCAGAUGGGCUUUGUGAGAGACCUGGAGAAACAGUAUAACAAUGAUGACCCCCACCUCAGCGAGAUAGGACCCUGCUUCCUAGAGCACCAAGAUGGAUUCUGGAUAUACUCUGAGUAUUGUAACAACCACCUGGAUGCUUGCAUGGAGCUCUCCAAACUGAUGAAGGACAGCCGCUACCAGCACUUCUUUGAGGCCUGUCGCCUCUUGCAGCAGAUGAUUGACAUUGCUAUCGAUGGUUUCCUUUUGACUCCAGUGCAGAAGAUCUGCAAGUAUCCCUUACAGUUGGCUGAGCUCCUAAAGUAUACUGCCCAAGACCACAGUGACUACAGGUAUGUGGCAGCUGCUUUGGCUGUCAUGAGAAAUGUGACUCAGCAGAUCAACGAACGCAAGCGACGUUUAGAGAAUAUUGACAAGAUUGCUCAGUGGCAGGCUUCUGUCCUAGACUGGGAGGGCGAGGACAUCCUAGACAGGAGCUCGGAGCUGAUCUACACUGGGGAGAUGGCCUGGAUCUACCAGCCCUACGGCCGCAACCAGCAGCGGGUCUUCUUCCUGUUUGACCACCAGAUGGUCCUCUGCAAGAAGGACCUAAUCCGGAGAGACAUCCUGUACUACAAAGGCCGCAUUGACAUGGAUAAAUAUGAGGUAGUUGACAUUGAGGAUGGCAGAGAUGAUGACUUCAAUGUCAGCAUGAAGAAUGCCUUUAAGCUUCACAACAAGGAGACUGAGGAGAUACAUCUGUUCUUUGCCAAGAAGCUGGAGGAAAAAAUACGCUGGCUCAGGGCUUUCAGAGAAGAGAGGAAAAUGGUACAGGAAGAUGAAAAAAUUGGCUUUGAAAUUUCUGAAAACCAGAAGAGGCAGGCUGCAAUGACUGUGAGAAAAGUCCCUAAGCAAAAAGGUGUCAACUCUGCCCGCUCAGUUCCUCCUUCCUACCCACCACCGCAGGACCCGUUAAACCACGGCCAGUACCUGGUCCCCGACGGCAUCGCUCAGUCGCAGGUCUUUGAGUUCACCGAACCCAAGCGCAGCCAGUCACCAUUCUGGCAAAACUUCAGCAGGUUAACCCCCUUCAAAAAAUGAUACCUACAGGGAGGCAGAUAAUUUUAAAAUAAAGUAAAUAAAAUUAUAUUUAUAGAUGGACCUUUUUUCGGAGAAGCACUGUUGAAAUUUAUACACACACACACACACAGAGACCCUUGAGUACACAUACACACACACACACACAGACACACACACACACACACACACACACACACACACAGAGAGAUAAGGAACAAAAGUGUUUUCUGUUGUUUUGGGGAAGUGAAAUAUGUGGUUGGUAGGAAGAGGUACCAAUGACUUCCAAACAUGUGAUUCCGUCUUAAAAGUUUUCCAUUUUUACCCUGUCCCCCUUCCCUUUGCUUUCAGAAGUUGACAUUUCUAUUCAUUGCUUUUCUUGUUAAGAUAAUCUCUUUACUCCCCUGUGAGUGAUUCACUGCCUUGUCAUUAUUACGAUAGAUGUGUUUGUAUUGUUUUUUUUCUGAUGAUACUGAUGUUGAUGAAUUUUUAAUUUUAUUUGAUGUGGUAGAGUUGGGAGGUUUCAGGGUUUUUUCCCCUCUUUUACUUUCCAUUGAGGAAGGGAAUGAGCUCCUUUCUCCUCUCCUUCAGCCAAUCAUUAUCAAAUGUUCCUUCAGCCCUGCAGUUGCCCCAAAUAACCUUUUUUCAGCAUCCUCUGUCCUCAGUCAUGCCAGUCUGGACAUGCUCUGUUGUGCCCUGUGACAAAACUGCUCAGUAUUCCUAUUGCUUUUACUGUGUUUUAGGUACUGUGAAGGGAUCAAAAAACCAAACAGAAGCAAGGGAGUAUCAGACUAUGAUGAUGCUGGAGUGGACUUCUGUUCAGGGAACAUUUUGCAUUCAGGCUGUUUCUUCUAUCACUGGGGUUUCCCAUGUUGCAGCACUUCUGGGUCGUUGCAAUUUUGCAUCUAGGAGUUAGUUUGAUCGAGUUAUUCUCUUUUUUCAAGUCACUUUUGUUAUAGGUCUCCCCCUAGGCCUGUCUCUCCCUUAGCCCAAAAGAUCUGAACUGGAAGCAGAGGUUGAGAUUCUGCCUCCCAGGAGAGGGAUUUACCUGCCCCCUAGUACCAGAUAGGUUUAGGGCAGUGAUCUCUACAGCAAUCAGUUCAGUGUCCUGGUUGUCCCUGCUCCCAUUUACAGAUGUUUGGGCAGCAUUGAUAGAAGUAUGGAGGGGUUCAAGACAGAGCCCACCUGAUCAAGAUCAUCAGCUACCUUCAAAUUAUUGACCUGGACAGGGUCCAAGUCUGAUAGUAACCUUUUACAAGAAAGAACAGGGAUGGGAAUGGAAAGAGAUAGCCUUGAUCCACAGUAUUGUACCUGCAUUUUCUACCACCCUAAAAUUGUGUGAGACUUCUCCCAUUGUUAACAGAUUGCAUGGACAAUCUUCCCUGGCUUCUUUCUUUCCCUCUCUCUUUCUUCUUUCUCCUGCCAUCCUAGCACAGGAGGAUUUUUGGUAUUGAUAUAGUUAAAGCUGUUCUGGCACUCAAAGAAGGCCGUGUUUCCAACAUCCUCUCAUCCCAGGACAUUUGGGGCAAGUGAGUUAGGGGCCCAGGGGCAAUUUUCCCUCUGAAUAACGUGUCUGAGGCAGGGAUGCUACCCUCAGGCUCGCUUUUGGCCAGCUUUUUGCUUGGGAAAAUCUAACUUCUUUCACAAGGAGGCAGGCUUCCUAUGGAUGUUGGAGUACCUGUUUUUCCUCCACACAUAGCCCUUUUCAUGGAUAGACCUUGAACAACAAAAAGGGUAUAAGGGAAUAAGGAUGAACUCUGCUGUGAAGAGCAAGCCACUGUAGUGAGGAAUGUGGAGACUGGGAGUCUGUCCUAAACCCCAUGGGAGAAGACUUCAUCAUGACAGGACUUCAGCUUACCAAGCAGCAGCCAUAGCUGUGUGGAGGCUUCAGCAUAGCUAGCAUGUUUACUGCUCUAUGCCUCCUGAUCCAGACCAGGCAUUGCCCAGCCUGGGAAUCUUUUCUUUGUGGGAAUCAAAUUACAAGCUAUUUAAGUUUAUAUUCCAUCACAACCAAGUCAGACUUGUAUUAUAAGUCAAGGAUGAGCCUGAUCUGGGGAGAGGGCCGGGGCUCGGGACUGGCCACCACUGUUCAGCACAUGACCUAACUACGUAAGCCUCUUUGGCAAGGGUCCUGGUGCCCAGCACCCAGGCUAAAAUAUCCUGUCUGGCAGAGUGUUUUGGUAGCUAUGCAGGCCUCCCUUCAGUGUACCUCUUUUUCCAACUUCUCACUCCUCCUUACUAGGCUUGGCCUUGACAUGCUUCUUCGAGGGUUGGCAGCACACCGGGAGGGGAUGCUUGGACAAGUUUCUGGGCCUACAUUUCUUGACUAGGCCCUCUCAUUUCCUCCCUCCUUGGGGCUUCUGCCCAGGGCUCCAGGAUCAGGGAUAUUACUUCUCAACCCGCACUUCUCCUCUACUGAACCCACUGGCAUCACCUGAUGCCACUAAUUUGUGAACAACAAGAAAUCAUUUCCCCAUUGGUUGGAGUAUUCCCUCAGCCUAUAGCAUCAAAGCAGACCAGUGGCCAACAGCCCCAAGGGGAGCCCAAUUAAAUACCUGGGUUCAGUAUCCUAACCUGUUAUGUCCUGACAGCAAUGGUAACCCCAGUAAUUCUGUAAUGUUGUAAUUUCCGCAUGGCCCUGAGCUCCCUUUUCCUCAACUCAGUGAGGCCAGGAUUUGCUCUCCAAAAGGCUUUGCUAGUGUGUUCAAUGGGACCUGCUGUGGGGAGUCCUAAGACAGACAUCUAAUUAUUCUCUCUUUUUCCCCCCCUCUCUAUGUGUAUAUUUCUAAUGGAUCUAUAAGAACAGCAACAAGAGAGUUCUAACAAUUCUAGUGUGAAGCCAAAUAGUGAUCUUUUAGUGCUUUGGGGAUGGGGUGGGCUGGGGUGGAUGGAUGGGCAACAGUGACUUUGAUUACCCUUGCUGCUCUGCAUUUGCCAGUUUAUUCUUUUGUUUCUUUUAUCUGACUGACUCUGUCAAACAAGUGUCAAAGUUGUGUGUUAAAAAAUGUUUAACAAAAAAAAUGUUGUAAUGACACAAAGCCUUAUGAAAAUAUUUAUGGAGUUCAAUAAAAGAAGUAAAAAGACA